AUGAUGUGCAGAGAACGCCGAUCGUGGACUGAAGAAGAAGACGACCUCCUCCGCAAUGCAGUGAAGAAAGAGGACCCGGACGGGAACCCCCCAUCGAAAUGGCACCAAAUUGCCAAGCACGUUCCCAAUCGGACGAACAAAGAUUGUCGGAAACGUUGGUUUGCGAAAAUGGCGUCCAUCGUGUCAAAGGGUGGUUGGUCAACUGACGAAGACGAACGGCUGAUUGAAGCCGUCCGCAAACAUGGUACAAGUAGAUGGUCUCUAGUGGCCGCCAUGGUUCAAACAAGAAAUAACGAUCAAUGUGCGAAACGUUGGAGUGACACACUCAACCCCGAUAUUGACCGCACUGUUUGGUCACCUGAAGAAGACGCCCAACUGCUUGACGCCGUGCAAACAAUGGGGAAGUCGUGGACAAAAAUCGUCAAGACGUAUUUCCCUGGCCGGACUGGGCUUUCAGCGAAGAACCGUUAUAGCCGCAUUAUGAGAAUAAGCGCCGACAGCAGCAAAGGCAUACGGUCAAGGCGACGGUCACUGAGUUCUGCGCCCUAUCAUCCAAGACACUGCUCACCGACGUCGGUAUCAUCGUGUUCAGACACCGCUUCGAGAGUCAGCCCUGCAGUCGAUCCUUCGUUCCCGUGCAUCCCGGAUGUGCCUGAGUGCCCUCCUACAAGCGCUCUUUCAACCUCAUUGGAGGGAUUGGCGUUCCCUACCGCUGAUAACGGCGACAUGAAAGUUGCUGUCGGCUCAGUUCCCCCUGAGUUCCUUAAUAUGGCAAGCCAUACACCCGAUUCAUCCACCUCGCCAAGUACAUCAUCCGAAAGCUGCCCCUCCCUCGAUGCCUUGAUGAACGAGCUCAAUGCAUCCAUGGCCUUCGACUCACUGACGACACACGCCGGACACAAUGACCUUUCACUGCCUUUACACUCUAACUUGUCUGAUUCAAAUCUAUUCGACCCGCAAUGCAUGCAGAUGUCAUGGCCAGCGGAGAACUUGGCGUCAUCCUCCGCGCAGAAUUCUUUCGCGCCCACGCCACAAUCACUACCUAGUUCACCGUUCGACUUUUCAUUUUCGUCGAUUGACGGCACCUUCCCCGGAUCCUUCUCGAUGGCGCCCUCUCCAGCGUCGCCACCCUCUGUCGAUACGAUGCCAUCACCGUCUAGCGCAACAUCACCGUCCUCAACCGGGAUUCUUAGCCCCAUCACUCCGCAAUCGACAAAUGAAUUAGAACAACAGCAAAUCAACAGCCACGACGACUUGAUGGCCAUGCUCCAGGGUUGUUCGGACGUCGCAGACUUCCAGAUGGCAGGGCCGAACGGUCUCAUUACCGCCCGUGUAGAUCAGUCACGAAACGAAAAUCGCAUGGCCGUGGCCGUGGCCGUGGCUAUGUGUGAACCACGAGAGUUCCAAAACACUGUUCAUACAUUAGUGAAUGGUUUAUGGGGUAGCCUGUGUCCGCCCGCCCCCCAAAACCCCAAUACUCCCUCUUGA
Messenger RNA from Pleurotus ostreatus (oyster mushroom), 1488 nucleotides. RefSeq lists its product as uncharacterized. Gene Ontology annotation, biological process: positive regulation of transcription by RNA polymerase II; mitotic cell cycle. The transcript has 6 exons. Bases 1 to 1488 code for a protein of 495 amino acids. Gene Ontology annotation, molecular function: RNA polymerase II cis-regulatory region sequence-specific DNA binding; DNA-binding transcription factor activity, RNA polymerase II-specific. Gene Ontology annotation, cellular component: nucleus. The record is from RefSeq and is a predicted model, not a curated record. NCBI's taxonomy places the organism in Eukaryota, Fungi, Basidiomycota, Agaricomycetes, Agaricales, Pleurotaceae.